CUACCAGAUUCGUAAAUCGAUUUUUUUCUUAAUAAACCCACAAAAUCCCCUCAUCAUUAACAAUCCCUAUCCCCAAGUAGGAAGCAAACCCAAAAAGAAAAUCCAAGACACCACGACCCUAUUAAACCCAUUCACUUCACUCAUCAAAAGACUGCACAUAUAAAACCAGAAGAGCACUAGUGUGAAAAAUUGCAACUCCACAACCCAACAAAUUAUUGGUUAUAGAGGUUUUGUUGCUCGGACAAACCACAUCCGAUCCCCAGCAAUCCUGCCAUUCUUCUUCUUCUUCUAUUUCUUUGUUUGGUAGAGAUGGAAAUGUAUCAGAAUGGCAGCACCGAAACGACGCCGUUCAGGGUCCUCGUGGUGGAUGAUGACCGCAUCCUCCGCAAGAUGCACAAGAUGAUGCUGACAAGACUAGGGAUCGAAGUGGAAGUGGCUGUGAAUGGGAAGGAAGCCGUCGACCUUCACCUUGCUGGGGCUUCUUUCCAUCUCGUGCUCAUGGACCUGCAAAUGCCUGUCAUGGAUGGCUCACAGGCUACAAAGGAGUUGCGAGGCAUGGGAGUGACGAGCCCAAUUGUGGGCGUGACGGCGGCUUGCGCUGAGAAGGCAGCAUUUCUGGCCUCUGGAUUGACAGAUUGCGUUUCCAAGCCACUCACAAUCAGCAAGAUAGCGAACUAUCUUCCGGCUCCCAGCAACCAUACCAAUAACUAAGCUUAAUUAGCUAGAUAUAGCUUUUCUUUAAGUUACUCAUUUGAUGUCUCCUAUUAACUGAUAACAGCGGCCCUUAAUUAAGAUUGUUGUGAACA
Molecule: messenger RNA, 806 nt
Organism: Linum trigynum
Lineage: Eukaryota; Viridiplantae; Streptophyta; Magnoliopsida; Malpighiales; Linaceae
Source: the annotation of a GenBank genome assembly